Messenger RNA from Eruca vesicaria subsp. sativa (arugula), 696 nucleotides. NCBI's taxonomy places the organism in Eukaryota, Viridiplantae, Streptophyta, Magnoliopsida, Brassicales, Brassicaceae. The record is from the annotation of a GenBank genome assembly.
AUGGCAAAAUACAAAUCUACCGGGAAGCUAGAGCUAGAGUCUUCUGCAGUCGAGUUCAUUGAACAUUUAACCAGAAAGAAAAAUCAUGUUUCUUUAUUUUAUGCUGCUGUGGACUUGAGGUUCCAAGUCGAGCCGAAGGACUCGGAAACAAGAAUAGUGACCGUGAACAUACUUGGGAACCUAAUCUCGGGAACCUACAAAACGGUCACAGCAACAUUCACCGUUGGGGAAGACAUGACAGCUAGCUGCCUGACGUACACCUUUGAGUUCGAGAAAAUUAGAUAUAACAUCGAAGAUGCAAAGAUCGUUGAAUCUCUACUCACGUACAUCCGUUUUAGCGAUGUCAACUAUAAUAGGAAAGUUAAGCACAAUUCCAUUGACACUGGGUAUCCGGCGGAAGAAUGCUUCGAAGAUUUCGUCAACGUAUUUAAAGAUGACCAUGAGGUGGAGAUGAGUGGUGUGGAUUGGCAGAAAAGGACAUUUACGAUCAGCGUUCCUUCCAUGAUGGAAAAUUUCAAGACGGUCAAAGUAACCAUCACUGUUAUUCCUAAGAACAAAGGUAGCCGCGUGAAAUGGACCAUCGAGGUCGAGAAGAAUGAUCAAGUCACCCAAGAACCGGACUCGUUCCUCUUCUUGGCCUUUUCUAUCCGUGAGAAUAUCCACAGCCUGAUUAGCCAGAUCAAGUUUUGUAAAUAA